GGUAGUGAAUCGAGGCGAGACACUGAGCUACUUCACCACUUUUGAAAAAUCCAAACCGAACCGAGACCACCGCCCGGUAAGACGAGCACAGUUUCUUGAGAAACUCUCCCUCUUAGGCAAAAUGGCAUAGACAAGAGUGGGGACGUCCCCCCGUCUGCUCCAUGAAGGAGAAAACCUACCGAGUCAGAGAUCAGCUGUAGCUUCACGGUGAGGGAGAAGUUUGCCAACUUUCCAGAGAUGGCAGAGGAAAUAGAUUGGAGACGACUGGUAGAGACUUCUGAGAGUGAGAGAGAAGGCAUCGGGGAGAUGCGGGAUUCCCCAAACCAGAUCCAGCCGGAGGCCUUUCAACGGGAGAAUUCACUUCACCAGGAACUGUGGAAACUGCAAAGAAAGUUCAACAAUGCCAUUUCAGAUUAUGGACUGAAGAUCUCAGAAAGUGGUCUCAGACAGAAGAUCUCACGAUGGAAUGAUCUGAAAAAGGAACUCGAACGGCUUGAACUCCCGUUUCACACUGACAACCAUCCGCCUGCCGCGGGCCACGCCGCCGGCCUCAGCCCGGAUGGGGACCAGGACGUCACAGCCCUGGAGAGGGAGAGGGAGAACUUGACCACUGCACCAGAACAACUCGGAGGGGAGAGCUUGACCUUCAGAGAUUUGUCUGAAAGGGACUCGGUCAAGAGCACAGAGAAAGUUACCGUCAGGGGUCAAGAGGGCGACACUCCGAUGCCCCAGACAUCGGCACAGCCGGUUGGACUUGAUUGUGCGCGCCAGGUCCUGCGCGCUGUCUUCAAGCAGCUUAGUGUGUGCUUUGAAGAGUUAAAGGAAGAAAUCGCUCAAAAGGGCGCCAUCGAGCUCAAAACGAUCCAGUGCGUCAACACUGAGGUCAGAGAGACACACGAUCGCAGGACCCAACAAAUGCCGGAGGCCUCCGAAGGGCAGAGUGUCAUGCUGCCGAAACAGGUGGAGGAUGUGCUACGGUCCAAUGAGACUACGUCAAGCAGUGAACAAAAAAUCCCCCAGAAUGGACAAAAGAUCUCGGAGUGCGAACAAACGACCCAACGGAAGGACCGAACGAUGUCACAGCGUGAGGUACAGAUGUUGGAGUGUGUGCAAGUGAUCUCACAGAGUGGACACACGAUCGCAAAGUGUAAACAACGCAUCGCCGAGUGUGAGACAAUAAUCUCACGGAAGGACCGAAUGAUCUCACAGCAAGAAUGGAUUAUCUCAGAGUUUGAAGAGAGGAUGUCAGAGUGUGAACAGGCGAUCUCACGGAAUGAGCGAAUCAUUUCCCAGUAUGAAGGAAAGUUCUCACAGAUGGAACAAAAAAUCUCGGAGUAUGAGCAAAGUAUCUCGGAGUAUGAGCAAAUAAUCUCACGGAAGGACCAGACGAUUCCACGGCAUGGACGGACUAUCUCAGAGCCCGAGUGGGAGUUCUUACAGCCUGAAGGAGACAACUCGGAGCACCAACAAAUCUUCCCGCAGAAGGAGCGAACGAUGUCACAGCGUGAGGGAAAGAUCAAAUCUCACAGAAUGAUGAUGAUGAUGAUGAUGAUGAUGGACGACCUCAGAUCACAAGGUUCUCAGAUCACGAGCCAUCACGGGUCUUGGUGGUCGUUCCUCAGAUGAUGAGCCACAGUUUGGGGACAAGAGUCAUUGUGCUUGUUUGUGUUUCAAUAAAA
Molecule: messenger RNA, 1679 nt
Organism: Scophthalmus maximus (turbot)
Lineage: Eukaryota; Metazoa; Chordata; Actinopteri; Pleuronectiformes; Scophthalmidae
Exons: 2
Coding region: 238-1626 (462 amino acids)
Source: RefSeq, a predicted model, not a curated record